Papilio polytes (common Mormon) is the source of this 420-nucleotide messenger RNA. Its product is annotated as lysozyme-like. NCBI's taxonomy places the organism in Eukaryota, Metazoa, Arthropoda, Insecta, Lepidoptera, Papilionidae. Gene Ontology annotation, molecular function: lysozyme activity. The transcript has 3 exons. The record is from RefSeq and is a predicted model, not a curated record. Bases 1 to 420 code for a protein of 139 amino acids.
AUGAAACUAACUAUAGUACUGUUCGCUUUAGGUGUAUUGAGCCAAUGCGAAGGCAAACAACUGUCAAGAUGUGAACUGGUACGAGAAUUAAGGAAUCAUGGCUUCCCGCAGAACAAACUGAGAGAUUGGGUAUGUUUGGUCGAGAGUGAAAGUUCCCGUCGCACUGACGUCAUCGGCAAACCAAACAGCGACGGUUCCCGGGACUACGGACUGUUUCAGAUCAACAACAAGUAUUGGUGCAGUACUACCAACAUUCCCGGAAAAGACUGCAAUGUUACUUGCAAUCAACUCAUAACCGACGAUAUAACGAAGGCAGCAGCUUGCGCUAAGAAGAUCUACCAGAGACAUGGCUUCGACGCCUGGUACGGUUGGAAGAAUAAGUGCCGUGGAAAACCCCUGCCUGAUAUUAGCUCAUGCUAA